CCGAACGGAGGGGAAAGCGACUGGGGGCGGCAGGUAAACAGCGCGCUGGGCUGGGGACUCCUCCUCCCGGAAAGCGAGGCCGCGGGUGCAGCUCAUAGGGGGAUGCUGGAAGUGGAAACUAGAAGACUGUGGAAGUCCGCUAACUUGUGACUUUGAAUGUGGGCUUUUAUGUGAACAUAAGAAUGGCCCUACUUGAUCAGACCAAAGGUCCAUCUAGCCCAGUAUCCUGUCUUCCAACAGUGGCCAGUGCCAGGUGCCCCAGAGGGAAUGAACAGAACAGCUAGUGUGAAGCAAUGGCCAUCCUGUUUGCCGUUGUUGCCAGAGGCACGACCAUCCUUGCCAAACAUGCCUGGUGUGGAGGGAACUUCCUGGAGGUGACGGAGCAGAUCCUGGCAAGGAUACCAUCGGAGAACAACAAACUCACCUACUCACAUGGAAAUUAUCUAUUUCAUUAUAUCUGCCAAGACCGGAUUAUAUACCUAUGUAUCACAGAUGAUAACUUUGAACGUUCCAGAGCCUUCAGUUUCCUGAAUGAAAUCAAAAAGAGAUUUCAAACUACAUAUGGUUCAAGAGCACAGACAGCACUUCCAUAUGCCAUGAACAGCGAAUUCUCCAGUAUCUUGGCUGCACAGCUGAAACACCACUCGGAGAACAAGGGCACUGAUCAGAUGGUGGAGACACAAGCCCAGGUUGAUGAACUUAAAGGAAUCAUGGUCCGAAACAUAGACCUGGUGGCUCAAAGAGGAGAGAAGUUGGAGCUGCUGAUAGACAAAACUGAGAAUCUAGUGGAUUCAUCUGUCACAUUCAAAACUACCAGCAGGAACCUGGCCAGAGCCAUGUGUAUGAAGAACCUCAAGCUUACCAUCAUCAUCACAGUAGUAUCGAUUGUGGUCAUCUACAUCAUUGUGUCGGCUGCCUGCGGGGGGCUUACGUGGCCCAGCUGUGUGCAGAAGUAAACAGAUGGCCUGUGCUGAUCAGCCAAGGAUGAGAGCACAUGAGCGUGUGCGAAGGAGCAACCCACAAAAUAACUUGUCUUUCACUACUGACACAUCAUUCUUCCAUCCUUCCAGGACUUCAUACUUCUCUUUGCCUUAUCACCCCCAGUGGCCCCAAGUCACUGCCUCAGUGCAGUUUCAGCCUCAACGAAGAGCUGUUUUAAAACUACUUGAAGGGAUUUUGUUUUUGUUCUUUUGUCUUAACUGCAGUUUCUCAGCUGAGCAGGCAGUGAGGCUGGCUCCAGAGGGUAUGUGCAUGCUUCUCUGUGUGUGUAUGUACAGCUUUGCACUUUAAUGGAAGCGUGCUAAGCAGAGAACAGCAUUGCUAGUGCCUCCAUCUCUGCAUGAGGAGUGGGGCUGGAGAGCUCAAGGUGGGUCAAUGAAGGUAGGCAGAGUGAUGAAAAUCCAUUUUGCUGCCACUAUAUUGGGAUCUAAUUAACAUCUCCUCCCUACAUAUUUGGUCCACAAAGUGAUGCAUUAUGUAGGGUUAAAUGCUUGCUUGUUCAGGGGCCACUAAUGCAAACAUGGGUUGAGGUCACAAAUAGAAUGGCACAGUAGAUGUUAAGAUCCCUCAAAGGCAUAGGCCCCUCCUGGAGACACACUCCCUCUUCAAUAUGGAACCCUUUUUUCCUUUGGGGAAUCUCUUUGGACAGCUGUACAGAUGGGUGGGGAUUGAGUGGGCAUGUUGAAAUGACUCCUCUUUCACCCCGUCUUCUGCUCAGCUCCCCUACUUUGUGACUAAGUUGAUAGAGUAAAGAUGAUGAUUGUGAUAAACUUGGCUGCUGUUUGUCAUUGUAUUUUAAGUAUCGCUUCUGUCCUGUAUGUUUAAUCGUCCCCCACUCAAAAUAAACUUACAGCACGUGCUUAUUACUCAAGAUGGAGGAGAUGGAAUUGGGGUGAAGCCUCUUUUCUAGUUUUCAAAGAGGAUAUGUGUUCUGAGUUCUAUGAGGUGCCAUGUACUUGCAUUUCCAUCCUGGUCAGAUCCUUCCACGUUAAAGAAACAAACCACUGAAAACAGGUAACUGAUGGUUCCUUCCCAGUUCUCAGUCUCACCUUGUGCUGGUCUGAAGGGAAACUCUUAUCCAGAUAUGUAUUCUAGAUUCUUAUCUGUGGUACUAAACACCAACAUUAACAACCAAAGGCAGGGGUCCUUGACAAAUAUACUGCUAUGAGAACCUCACAGGGCCAAAAAUAGCGCCAUAGAACCUUGUCCAGUGUCUGAUGAUAGCUUUGAUUAUAAACCUUUUGUCCUAUCUGGACAUCCUUAUCUAAGGGUAGCCCUGUAUAAUUCAUCAAUAGCGAAAUGGGGGUGGCACUGUCCAGUUAUAUACAGUGCAGAUUUGUAAAAUAGUGGCUUGAGGUCUGACCUAGGCAGUGUGUAAAAGGCUUGCUCACUCUUUAUUGGUAAACUGUUCAAUAUUUCUUUUGAAAGAGCUCUGUUUCCUGUGGAGGGGAUGGAGACAAAAGCAAAUCCUCUGAUAAAUGAGAAAUAUGAGGUGGCUUAACACAAAUAUCAAACUCCUGGGUCCUAGAGUUUCCCACUGCUCAGUCACUGAGAAACUAACUCACACCUCCACCUUCUUAAUAGUAGAUGUGUGGGAAGAAGGGAGAGAGGCUUAAUCCUAGUGGUUAUUGCCGUGCCCUUAAUCAGAUGUGAUGUACAGAACAUCUUUUGCACUCUGGCCUUGAGGAGUUUAUCCCUGAGGCCAUUUAGUACUGGGUCCCCGUGAAACGGCACUGAAAACCAAAUUGCCACCCCAUCACAUCCUUUGUACUGCUGCAUGUUACACACGGAUCUCUCAGUGGGUUCCAUUCUGUAACAGUGCUCUAAAUUAACAUCCAUGCAUCCUCAGUAGGCCAAAAUCUGACCCAUGGUAGUUGGAAAUUGGUAAGUAGUGUCUUCCUGCCAUGCAAAUAAACACGUUUGUGACCCUGUUCAGUCCAACUGGAGAUACAAAUGAACUUAUCACUAAGAAUAGAAGCAGUGCUGAGUUUAUUGGAAACCCUCAAUCGGUGAAAUACUCAUGGCUCAUCUGGGAAGUGCAGGAGAUAGGUCAUCUCCUUCAAGCAUGCACUACCGCCCACAAUCAAUGUGCAACUGUGCAUGUUUUAAGGAUUGAUAAUGUUACUGUUAAUUUGUCUGUUUAUGUACAAACACUUUUAUAUAAAAUGAUUUCCUUGUUUUAAAGAAUGCAGUGAGGCAUUACUGUAAAACAAAAUUAACCUGUUCGAAUAAAUUUAUUGUAUGUCAAA
Messenger RNA from Chelonia mydas (Green sea turtle), 3248 nucleotides. RefSeq names its product vesicle associated membrane protein 7 (gene VAMP7). Gene Ontology annotation, cellular component: SNARE complex; membrane. The coding region runs from base 294 to 956 and encodes 220 amino acids. Gene Ontology annotation, molecular function: SNAP receptor activity; SNARE binding. The record is from RefSeq and is a predicted model, not a curated record. The transcript has 9 exons. Gene Ontology annotation, biological process: vesicle fusion; exocytosis. Lineage: Eukaryota; Metazoa; Chordata; Testudines; Cheloniidae.